This is a messenger RNA of Penicillium chermesinum, 1377 nucleotides long. Its product is annotated as NAD(P)/FAD-dependent oxidoreductase. Bases 1 to 1377 code for a protein of 458 amino acids. The record is from RefSeq and is a predicted model, not a curated record. Lineage: Eukaryota; Fungi; Ascomycota; Eurotiomycetes; Eurotiales; Aspergillaceae. Gene Ontology annotation, cellular component: cytoplasm. The transcript is spliced from 4 exons. Gene Ontology annotation, molecular function: oxidoreductase activity.
AUGUUGAAUCCAUCUUCAGCCCCAGUGGCCAAUUCCACAACUUCCUUCUGGAGGACUACCACGCACCGAUUAGAUCGUCAUCGUAGCACCCCUGAUCUCCCCACGGAAUCCGAUAUUGUCAUAAUUGGCGCGGGCUUUGCGGGCGCAUCCCUGGCGCAUUUCCUGCUCAAAGACAAUCCUUCGCCGCCUUCUGUCACUAUCCUCGAAGCGCGGGAGGCUUGUUCUGGGGCAACUGCGCGAAAUGGUGGCCAUCUAAAGCCGGAUGUCUACUUCAACAUCCCAAAGCUAAUCAAGAAGUUCGGUGCUCGUGCUGCUGCUGAGGUGGCCGCCUUCGAGUCGUCCCAGGUGCUAGCGGUGAAAGAACUAGUAGAGCAAGAGAAAAUCGACUGCGACUUUGUUCUCACGAGAGCCUGCGAUGUGAUCCUGGAGGAAAAGCUGGCUAGAGAGACUGAGCAAGCGUUCCGCGAAUUGGUCCAAUCGGGCGAAGCAAACCUGAGAGACGUGCAUUUUACACCGCGACGAGAUGCGGAACGAGUAUCGGGUGUGAAAGGGGCUUUGAAUUGCUUUACCUUCACCGCAGGCCAUAUCUGGCCAUAUAAGAUGGUCAUGCACUUGCUGGACGGGGCCGUCAAGAAAGGCGCAAACCUACAGACCAUGACACCGGUGACACGUGUCUCUGACGCCCCGGACUCCGAGGGUCGAUGGAUCCUGUCAACGGAGAGAGGGACUAUCAAAGCCCGUAAGGUGCUAUUCGCAACCAACGCAUACACAUCCCACUUGGCAACGCAGUUCACCAACCAUAUCAUUCCGGUGCGAGGCAUAUGCAGCCGGAUCGUUGUGCCCGAGGGCAAGCCGGCUCCCUUCUUGUCCCAGACCUACAGUAUCCGGCAUGGCGACGCAUUGUACGACUAUCUCAUCCCACGGCCCGAUGGCAGUAUUAUUGUAGGAGGUGCAAAGCCGCCAUUUUGGUCUGACAGCUCACAUUGGUACGGGGUUACCGAUGACAGUAAACUGAUCGAGCCAGCAAAGCCCUGGUUUGACGGUCUUAUGCAGCGAACGUUCAUUGGAUGGGAGGAGAGCGGUGCUUAUACUGAUAAAGUCUGGACGGGCAUAAUGGGCUAUAGCUCGGAUUAUAUGCCCUACGUUGGCAACAUACCCGGUAAACAGAACCAGAUGAUUCUGGGAGGAUUUUCCGGUCAUGGAAUGCCGCUGAUUCUCCUCUGCGCGAAAGCCAUAGCCGACAUGGUGCGAAGAGGAACAUCUUUCGAGGACACUGGAGUUCCUUCUGUCUUCAAGGUCACUGAAGCGCGGCUCGCUAGUACGAGAAACGAGGUUCUCGAGGGCAUUCAGAAGCAAAAUGGCGAGAGCAAGCUUUAG